GUCGCGAUCGCUCGCCCUUUCCAUCACGGAAAUUACCGAAGACAGCCGACAGCGGACAACCUGUGAUCAUGGCGCGACUCUGCUUUCUUCUGUGUGUUCUCAACGCCAUCUCAUCCUUGGACGGAAGUUUGAGAUACGCACAAGUGCUUUUCCGCCAUGGAGAUCGGACACCUACACACGCAUAUCCCAAUGACCCCCAUCAAAAAGACACGUGGCCACAGGGGUGGGGACAACUCACACAGGUAGGCAUGAGACAGGAGUAUGAGCUGGGCCAGUACUUACGACAACGCUACGUCGACAGCGGUUUUAUACACGGAAACUACACUGCAGAUGAGAUUCACAUUCUUGCAACUUAUAAGGACCGCGCUAUAAUGAGCGCCUACAGCAUGCUGGCUGGUCUGUUUCCUCCGGCAGGUGAUCAGAUUUGGAACCCCGCUAUACCGUGGCAACCCAUACCUGUACACACACUACCGAAAGAGGAUGAUUUUAUAUUGGAAAUGGAUUGCCCGACAUAUGAUGCCUUGAAGUAUAAAUUCUCGAAAUCGGAUUAUGCGAAACAUCUUGAGGCACAGUAUCAGGAUCUGGUGGACCUCCUGGCAAACUAUUCGGGAUAUCCGCCCUCCUUUGAGAGUUUGAUGGACAUGGUUGACCCUAUAUAUGUUGAGAACGCCCACAACCUGACGUUUCCCCUGUGGCUCCGACAAAAUGACGUUUACAAGAGGUUCCUGGCACUCAAAGACGUGAAGGCUCAGCUCAAGUUCCACGAUAAAGCCAUGGCCAGGAUACGAGGAGGUCCCCUGCUCGGGAAAUUCAUACAGAACAUGGAUGACGUUGUCAACUUUAACAACAUCACACAAAAGAUUGACUUCUACGCAGGCCACGACACCAACAUCAACGCUCUGUUGUCGACAAUGGGGAUGUUCAACCAAAUCCACAUCAUGUAUGCUGGAGCGGUGCUUGUGGAGCUCCAUCACUACGACACGGAGGGGUACACUGUCGAGUUCUACUACAGAAAUGACACGACUGUGCUGCCGUACUUACUGACAGUACCAGGGUGCGGUUCAUCUUGUCCACUGUCGAAGUUAAAGGUAUUGACACGUGACGUCAUUCCAGACGACCCAGUGGCCACGUGCUUGGGGCAUCCGUCCACACACCCGUGCUCAUCACAAGGGUCCAGCAUCAAAGAUAUGGCACAAUCUGUUCUACUUCUCCAAAGCAUGAUAACAAUCAUCUUCCUCGUAUAAUGACAUGGUUGUACGUUGUGUGUUUGUAGUCUAUUGCCACACUCAGCAUUAUUCCACCAAUAUGUGGGCAGGCUGUAAAUAUGAUUGACAUGAUGAGCAUUGAUGACGCAAUCGGGAUGCGAGGACAUCGUUCAACGAAGUCAGGGAAUCUGAUCCCAGAUCCAUUAUACGCCUCUUAAGACGAGCAUAGAACCAACUGAUCCAUUAAGCACCUCUUAAGACAAGCAUAGAACCCAACUGAUAAAUUAAGCACCUCUUAAGACAAGCAUAGAACCAACUGAUAACUUAAGCACAUCUUUAGAGGUGCAUGGGGCCAACUGAUCCAUUAAGCACCUCUUAAGACGAGCUUAGAACCAACUGAUCCAUUAAGCACCUCUUAAGACAAGCAUAGAACCCAACUGAUAAAUUAAGCACUUCUUAAGACAAGCAUAGAACCAACUGAUAACUUAAGCACAUCUUUAGAGGUGCAUGGAGCCAACUGAUCCAUUAAGCACCUCUUAAGACGAGCUUAGAACCAACUGAUCCAUUAAGCAUCUCAUAAGACGAGCAUGGGACCAACUGAUAGCUCCUCUUGAGUCGAGCAUGGUACCCACUGAUCCAUUAAGGGCCUUAAGACCAGCAUGGGACCAACUGAUAGCUCUUCUUGAGACGAGCAUGGUACCCACUGAUCGAUUAAGGGCCUUAAGACCAGCAUGGGACCAACUGAUAGCUCUUCUUGAGACGAGCAUGGUACCCACUGAUCCAUUUAGGGCCUUAAGACCAGCAUGGGACCAACUGAUAGCUCCUCUUGAGACGAGCAUGGUACCCACUGAUCCAUUAAGGGCCUUAAGACCAGCAUGGGACCAACUGAUAGCUCUUCUUGAGACGAGCAUGGUACCCACUGAUCCAUUAAGGGCCUGAAGACAAGCAUUGGACCAACUGCCGCUCUGAAUCUCAUCCAUGUCCAUGUAAAUACAGUCAAACACCGUUAUGUCGAAUAUUUAUAUGCCGAACAUACGAUGACGACCUUUAGCGUGAUCCCUGCAUAUUCUCAUUUAGUCACUAUUUUGUGGUUGUGUCGAAACAUCGGAUAACUCGAAGUAUUUACAGAGGUCGAUUCAACUUCGACACAACAGUGUUUAACUGUUCCUGGAAUUGAACUUUUGAGUGAUAGCCUCUGGGAUUCAGAGCUAAUAAUAUAUCAUUUUGUGACUUUUCUUUUACGGGGAGAAGAGAAUCAUUUGAUGUGUUGUUCAGUAUAACACACGUAUCAGGUUUCUCCACAUGUCUCUCUAUCGCCACAAGGGACUGUUUUACACCGUUUGGCCUGUUUACUUUGUCUUUUACAUAAGGUCAACUCCAUUGUGCACUGAUAUAAUGUUUAUUAAACAUCGAAAUGUAUUAUUAUGUUUGCAAAUAAAUAUUUUUGAAUCUCG
Messenger RNA from Haliotis rubra (blacklip abalone), 2659 nucleotides. RefSeq names its product prostatic acid phosphatase-like. The record is from RefSeq and is a predicted model, not a curated record. Gene Ontology annotation, biological process: dephosphorylation. Gene Ontology annotation, molecular function: phosphatase activity. Lineage: Eukaryota; Metazoa; Mollusca; Gastropoda; Lepetellida; Haliotidae. The transcript has 11 exons. Bases 69 to 1244 code for a protein of 391 amino acids.